Trichosurus vulpecula (common brushtail) is the source of this 4319-nucleotide messenger RNA. RefSeq names its product zinc finger protein 420-like. The record is from RefSeq and is a predicted model, not a curated record. Lineage: Eukaryota; Metazoa; Chordata; Mammalia; Diprotodontia; Phalangeridae. Gene Ontology annotation, biological process: regulation of transcription by RNA polymerase II. Gene Ontology annotation, molecular function: RNA polymerase II cis-regulatory region sequence-specific DNA binding; DNA-binding transcription factor activity. The transcript is spliced from 4 exons. The coding region runs from base 181 to 2706 and encodes 841 amino acids.
ACUGCUCCUGCUGGGGUCUAGGCUCUGAAGGUCCUGCAGCAGGGGUCCUCACGCCGCCUCCCCGGGCCCCGCUUUCUUCCUGGGUACGGGAGGCUCAUCCUCGGUAGUGGGGGGGGGCGGUCCCCUGUCCCAAGAUUCCUCUUCUGCAGUUGCACCUUGCGAUGACCCUGGCCCCCCAGGAUGCCCCCUCCAGGAGAAGAGGAGCAGGGGGGCAUGGCCUCCGCCCGCCAGGAAUUGGUGACAUUCCAGGAUGUAGCCGUGGACUUUACCCCAGAGGAGUGGGGGCACCUGGGCCCUGCCCAGAAGGAGCUGUAUCGGGAGGUGAUGCUGGAGAAUUACCAGAACCUUGUCUGCCUGGGACUUGAAGUUUCCAAACCAGAUGUGAUCUACCAGCUGGAGCAAGGGGAAGCACCUUGGAUCCCAAAGGGAGCAGUUCCAAGAAGUUGCAGCCAAAAUUGGGGAGCUAGGCCUGAAACUAAGGAGUCAGCUCUAAUGCUGAGUAUUUCAGUUGAAGAAUCAUUCCAAGAAAGAAUCACAGGGAAUAAUACCUGUAUCUCCAAAAUGGAAAAAGCCUGGGAAUGUGAUACCAAAUUACAGAAGCAGCAGAGCAAUAAGAAAUGUUCUCAGAAAGUAAAAAUCACCCCAAAGAAAUCUCACAAUAAACUAAGAGUCCAAGAACAUAAUAAAUUUGGCAGAAGCAUCAAUCGGGGGCUAAUCCUUUUUCCACAACAGAGAAUAUAUGUAGGAAAGAGUCUCUGUAAAUAUGAUACCCUUAAAAAGUACUUCAGACUACAUACAGACCUAAGAAAAUAUAGCAGAAUCUGUGCAAAAAAGAUAUUUUCUAAGUAUGAUGAAUGUAGGACAUCUUUCAAGUAUGCAUCAGAGCUCACUGAAAAUCAUAGGUUAUAUACUGGGGAAGAACAUUAUCAAGAUAAUGGAAGUGGGAAAAACUUCCACCAGAGUUUACUGUUUAAUCAACCUAAUAGAAUUCAUACAGGAGAGAAGUUUUAUGAAUGUAGUGAAUGUGGGAAGGCAUUCCAGUGGAGGUCACGGCUUAUUAAACAUCAGAGAAUUCAUACUGGAGAGAAACCUUAUGAGUGUAAUGAAUGUGGGAAGACCUUUCAGCAGAGAGUGCAACUUACCCAACAUCAGACAAUUCAUACUGGGAAGAAGCCUUAUGAAUGUAACGAAUGUGGAAAAGCCUUUCGUCUAAGCACAGGACUUAUUCAUCAUCAGACAAUUCAUACUGGAGAGAAAUCUUUUAAAUGUAAUGAAUGUGGGAAGGCCUUCCCUGUGAGUACAUAUCUUACUCAACAUCAGAGAAUUCAUACUGGAGAGAAACCUUAUAAAUGUAAAAUCUGUGGGAAGGCCUUCCGCCUGAGCACAGGACUUACUCAACAUAAAACAAUUCAUACGGGAGAGAAACCUUACAAAUGUAAUGAAUGUGGGAAGGCCUUCCGCCUAAGAACACAGCUUACUGAACAUCAGACAAUUCAUACUGGAGAGAAGCCCUAUGAAUGUAGUGAAUGUGGGAAGACCUUUCGCCUGAGCACAGGACUUACACAACAUCAGACAAUUCAUACUGGAGAGAAACCAUAUGAGUGCAAUGUAUGUGGAAAGGCCUUCAGUCAAAGGGCAGAUCUUAUUCGACAUCAUAGAAUUCAUACUGGAGAGAAACCUUAUGAGUGUAACGAAUGUGGAAAAGCCUUCCGCCUAAGAACGCAGCUUACUGAACAUCAGACAAUUCAUACUGGUGAGAAGCCUUAUGAAUGUAAUGAAUGUGGGAAAGCCUUUCGCCUGAGCACAGGUCUUACUCAACAUCAAACAAUUCAUACGGGAGAGAAACCUUAUGAAUGUAAGGAAUGUGGGAAAGCCUUCAGUCAGAGGGCAGAACUUACCCGACAUCAUAGAAUUCAUACUGGAGAGAAGAUUUACAAAUGUGAUGAAUGUGGGAAGGACUUCCGAUGGAGCAGAGGACUUACACUACAUCAGAAAAUUCAUAGUGGAGAAAAACCUUAUGAAUGCAAUGAAUGUGGGAAGGCCUUUCCCCUGAGCUCAUAUCUUACUCAGCAUCAGAGAAUUCAUACUGGAGAGAAAUGUUAUAAAUGUGAUGAAUGUGGAAAGGCCUUUCCUUUGAGCUCACAACUUACUCAGCAUCAGAGAAUUCACACUGGAGAGAAACCUUAUAAAUGUAAAGUUUGUGGGAAAGCCUUCCGCCUGAGCCAAGGACUUACUCAACAUCAGACAAUUCAUACUGGUGAAAAACGGUAUGAAUGUAAUGAAUGUGGGAAAACCUUUCGCCAGAGGACAGGACUUACUGAACAUCAGACAAUUCACACUGGUGAGAAACCUUAUGAAUGUAAGGAGUGUGGGAAGGCAUUUCGCUUGAGAGCACAACUUUCCCAACAUCAGAGAAUUCAUACUGGUGAGAAACCUUAUGAAUGUAAUGAAUGUGGAAAGGCCUUUAACCACCGACCAGAACUUAAACGGCAUCACAGAAUUCAUACUGGAGAGAAACCUUAUGAGUGUAAUGAAUGCGGGAAUGCUUUUCGCCUUAGCACACACCUUACUCGACAUAAGAGAAUUCAUACUGGUGAGAAACCUUAUGAAUGCAGUGAAUGUGUUUUGUCAUUUCGCCUGAAGACACAGCUUACUCAACAUCAGAGAAUUCAUACUGGAAAGAAACUCUAUGAAUGUCAUGAUUGAAGGGAGACUUUGUUCCAAAGCAAACACUUUACUUAACAUCAGCUGCUGUUGAAGACAGAAAUCUUGUGAAAAUGAGGAAUGUGGAAGAACCUUUAGCUAGAGCACAAACCUAAAAAUCAGAUAAUUUAUAUUGGAAGGUCAUACGGAUGGUAUGAAUUUGAGGAGUUUCACCCAGACCUUAACUGAAAAUAAGAGAAUUCAAACUAAAGGAUAUUCUAUAGGUUUAGCAAGUUCCAGUGUAGUUUUCAGAGUAGCUGUUCUAAAAUCUUUGUCUCCCUUCUGUGCCUACUUUCCACAAUCCCCAUAUGUACUGCAGGUGAUUUAGACUUAAUCUAUGACAAAAGAGUCACAGUCAAAUAACAGGCUCUCACUUCAGUUUCAUACUCCAGAACUCUUUGGAAUUGUGAAGCAUUCUUCCUUCCCUUUAGUCUGAAAAGAAGAAAUACUCUUUUUCUUUAUGAAUGUGGAAAGGCCUUCAGGCACAAAACAGAACUUAAAUGUUGUCAUAGCAUUCAUACUGGAGCCUUUUCACAAUGAAAAUAGGAAAGCCCUCCACAUAAGCACAUGCCUUAUACUGGAGAGAAAUCUUAUGAAUGGAAUGAACAUGAAGAUUUCAGUCAGAGCUAUCAUUGUUUUUUUUUUUUUAAAUAAGUUUUUAUUGAUAUUUUCUCCUUCUUCCAUCAUAGUUAUCCCAAGUGUUCUUCCCACCUUCCUCUUAGAGAGCUAUCCCAUAGAAUAGUAUUUUCAGAGAGGAAGAAAAAACACAACUGUUCAGUGCAUAGAAUAAUCCCCCAAAUCUGUGCAAUGUGUAACACUUGUCCCUGUGGGCCUCCCACCUCCAUAAUUGGGCAGGUUGGGGAGGGGUUGUCCUCUCAUAUCUUCAUUCUGACCUUGCUGGAUCUUUAUAAUUUUGUUAAUUUCCUUUUGAUGUUUUAGUGUCUCAUCCUUUCAAUUAUUGUUGUUAUAAUUACUGGGUGUUUUUUUGACUCAGUCACAUUUAUCAUUAUUUACUGAAAAUUAGAGAAUCCAGACUAAAGUUGCACAAAUGAGGCAUGUCAAUUACUAUGUACUUCCUCACAGAAGCUUUUCCUUUUCCCUCCUGAAAUCUUCAGUAAUCUCUUUACUGCAGUCUCCAUAUAUACUGUAGAUGGCAUAAGACUAUUUGCUGAGGAAAUUGUGACAAUCUGGUGCUUGCUUAGGCCCCCAUCUCCACUAUUGUAAUGAUCAACCACUCUUCCUUCUAGUCUAGAGGAAGACAGGUAUCCUUGCACCUUGUCAAGGCUAAUUCCUUUUCUCGUGCCUUUGAUCCCACCCCCUCCUUCCAAUUCCAGGACCUCACCCAAGUAAUGAUAUACUCUUGUUAGUUUUCAGGUUAUCCCUCCUAGUCUUUCCUAGUUGCCUACAAUUAAGUUCUUCCACUCUAUAAACAUUCAUGUGCAAUUUCCAAUUGCCAAAUCUUACUGUUUCUAACUCUGUAAUAUUCCACUCACAUAGGACCACCUUAAUUCAGGUUCUUAUCACCAGGCCAAUUAUGAUAACCAUCUAUCUGGUCUCCUGGACUAAAGUGAGUGAAGAAUAUAGAGGGUGUUCCUAAAGUCUGGACACAUAGGCAA